Messenger RNA from Magallana angulata, 1736 nucleotides. Its product is annotated as galactoside alpha-(1,2)-fucosyltransferase 1-like. Gene Ontology annotation, molecular function: galactoside 2-alpha-L-fucosyltransferase activity. NCBI's taxonomy places the organism in Eukaryota, Metazoa, Mollusca, Bivalvia, Ostreida, Ostreidae. Gene Ontology annotation, cellular component: membrane. The coding region runs from base 236 to 1198 and encodes 320 amino acids. The record is from RefSeq and is a predicted model, not a curated record. The transcript has 2 exons. Gene Ontology annotation, biological process: carbohydrate metabolic process.
UUUGUCACUUAAAAUUUAAGGACGCCUUCGCACCCUUUCAUUUUUCUCAUCGCUCUAUCUGGGUAUCAGUGACGGUGUUUGAUUUGUACGACUAUGUUGUUUGUGGACAGGGUGAGGUAACGUGUGUCUGAUAUCAGAACGGAAUGAGCUGAUGGCACCUGCAUGUGUGUACGCGACCACGGUACUGCAGAAUAACAUAUAAUGUAAGGGGAAACUCGUGCUGUGUUCAUACAACAUGCGGAAACUAUGGAGAUACAUCAUCAAGAUAGGGAUACUUGUAUUGGCAGCUUGUCUGUUCGUUUUUAUCCAACGGUUCAAGAAAAAAUCGUACACCAAUGUGAAAAUAAGAACUACGCCAAUAGCGUGCAUUGGUUUUCGCGGGCGACUGGGUAACCUGAUGUUUCAGUACGCCUUCCUGUACAGUGUGUCCAUGAGCAAGGGUCUAUAUCCGGUUAUAUCCGAUAACUUGCUGCCCUGUGACGUAUUCAGGAUUAACAAGACAACGUUGCAAGUGCUCGGUGAGAACCACGCAUCUUGUGGUACCGUCAAACCCUACACGGAGAGGUGGCCGUGUUCGUUCGAUGAUCGUAUCAUCCAAGUUCCAUUUCUUACAAGUGCCAAAUUCAAUGGAUACUUUCAGUCCUGGAAGUAUUGGAUUCAGUACGAGAAUAACUUACGAGAAAUCUUUCGAUUUCAGGAUACAAUAGCACGAAGAGCCAACAAACAGUUGAAUGACAUUCUGAGUACUUUAGACUUUCCGUGUUGCUCCAAGAACUCUACGUUGGUCGGGGUUCACAUCAGACGGGGGGAUUACACGUCUAAAGCGGUCAACAAAUACGGCCAAAUUACACCCAAUAUCAGUUAUUACCUAAACGCCAUGAACUACUUUGAAAACUUAUAUCCCACAGUUCUUUUCAUUGUAGCGUCCGAUGAUCUCAAAUGGAGUAAGAACGAGUUGAGAAAUAAAACCAACGUAUAUAUUUCGACAGGGAAUUCUGGGCCUGAGGACAUGGCGCUGCUGUCACUGACCAAUCACACCAUCAUGUCGGUGGGGACAUUCGGCUGGUGGGCAGCAUGGAUGACAAGAGGAACAACUCUGUACUAUAAACAGGUGUUCGCCCCUGGCUCUAGAUAUGCAAAAGACUUCAACAAUGAUCCCAGUAAUUACAUUUAUCCUGGAUGGAUUCCUAUGGAUUAGUCUUAUAUCAUUUAUAAAUUAAAGCAUUUCCCUUUCACAUCAAAACAGAAUUAUGCAUAAUAUGUUUAUGAGCCUGUAUUGUUGUUAAAUUUGAUCUAUAUUGUAUAAAAUAAAAAGACCACGUGCCAAGGGUUCUUACGAUGUAGGACUGAUAAUCUACAAAGUUCGGGGUUAUAUCUUGAACCAAAGUCCUUACUAAGGUGAAAAUAAUUUAUAUUCCAUCUUAUCAUUCAUCAAUCAUUACAUGGUGUUAGCUUUUAAAGAACAGAAUUUUGUUAAAUUUCAAUCUGCUUCUAAUUAGGAAUAGUUUUAAAAAUCAUUAUUGAUAUACAUGUAUCUUGCCAAUAAUAUACUGCUAAAUUAAAGGAAAGCACUGGAAUAGAAAAUUAUAGGAUAUCCAAGUGCCAUGAAAAAAUAAAUAUGUUUAUAUACGUGAUGUGACCAUAAAAAUUGGUUUAUACAUACGUGUUUCAUUGACACCCCACCCCAUCCCAAAAAAGAUAAUAUAAGCAGUUGACUUUCAUACCAGAAAAUUGUG